AUGGAAGGGCCGCCAGUGAACGUCUCAAGUUUGACGACAGUGACCUCGCCAAGAUCUGUUCGUUUGCCAGGGUUGAUCAGCCUCGAGGACUAUGACUUAGUCCGCACGGUAAUCUUAUUCAUCAUAGACCCCGUGCCCCUUCUGUUCGGGAUUGUCUCCAACUUCAUCAACGUGAGCGUGUUCUGUAAGAUGGGCGUGCGAGACACCGUGAGCGUUUCCUUCCUCGUCCUUUCGUUCUCCGACCUCGCCGUUCUGCUCACAGGCGUGGUUGAGACCGCCUGCUACCUCCCGACAAAGUUCUUCUCCAAGUCUUUCCAAAACGCCGUGGACAUGUUCGGGCUUGGUCUCCUGAUCUCCAGGUACAAGCAACCUUUCUACAACUUCUCCGUCUUCGUCCCGACCUACAUAGCGGUCACUCGCUGCUUCUGCGUCACUUUCCCUCUGCAGUUCGGCGGAAUGUUCACCAGGUUCCGAACGAUCGUUGUGUUGUCCGUCACUUUCACAUCGAUCGUGGUUUUGUACAUCCCCAGUCUCACUCUCCAAGACAUGAGGUAUCGCUUUGACCCGAGAAGAAACGUCACCCGACUUGUGACCUACUUUGACCCGAAGAGAACGGUGUGGAUGCCAGUGUACUCUCUGGGGUUUAAGAACAUCUAUGUCAACGUUUGCUUCAUCACCUGCUGCAUCUCAACCGUCAUCCUCAUCAUCAGCCUCAAAUCUGCAGCCAGAACGCGACGUAAAAUCAUGGGUCAGACUCAGGCCGACUCCACCAAAUCCUCCUCGAAAGUAACCAAAAACAUAAAGGAUUCAAGCACACACGACACUGAAGCGUCUACCAAAGAAUAUGAAUCGGUGAAAGGUUCUGGUUCGAAACCUCCUGACGGAAAGACCUUGACUCCCCGUGACGUACAAGUGGUCAAGUCGGUGGUUUUGGUGACAUUGACGUUCAUCUGCACUCACAUCCCUGUGGUCAUCUUGGCAGACGUAGUCCGGCUGUUUGUGCCAGAGUUCCGCUUCCUUGGCCGUUACUCCAACUCAGUUCUGGCCUCGUUUUUCGUGGCUCGGACUGUGGUCAUUCUGAGCAGUGCCUGUAACAUCCUGGUUUACUUCAACUUCAACACCAAGUUCAGGGAGACCCUGAGGGCGAUGUGUUGCAAGCGAGGGUUGGAGAACAAAUAUUGA
Aplysia californica (California sea hare) is the source of this 1182-nucleotide messenger RNA. RefSeq lists its product as uncharacterized. The record is from RefSeq and is a predicted model, not a curated record. The transcript has a single exon. Gene Ontology annotation, biological process: neuropeptide signaling pathway. Gene Ontology annotation, cellular component: membrane. Lineage: Eukaryota; Metazoa; Mollusca; Gastropoda; Aplysiida; Aplysiidae. Bases 1 to 1182 code for a protein of 393 amino acids. Gene Ontology annotation, molecular function: G protein-coupled peptide receptor activity.